AUGACACUCACCACAGAUGCUCCUCAGGUGAACAUGACACUUACCACAUGUGCUCAUCAGGUGAGCAUGACAAUCACCACUGGUGCUCAUCAGGUCAACAUGACACUUACCACAGGUGCUCAUCAGGUGAACAUGACACUCACCACAGGUGCUCAUCAGGUGAACAUGACACUCACCACAGGUGCUCAUCAGGUGAACAUGACACUCACCACAGAUGCUCAUCAAGUGAACAUGACACUCACCACUGGUGCUCAUCAGGUGAACAUGACACUUACCACAGGUGCUCAUCAGGUGAACAUGACACUUACCACAGGUGCUCAUCAGGUGAACAUGACACUUACUACAGGUGCUCAUCAGGUCAACAUGACACUUACCACAAGUGCAAAUCAGGUAAACGUGAGACUCACCACAUAUCCUUUUCAGGUAAGCGUGACUGUCAUGACGUGA
Messenger RNA from Liolophura sinensis, 447 nucleotides. Its product is annotated as spore coat protein SP70-like. The record is from RefSeq and is a predicted model, not a curated record. The transcript has a single exon. The coding region runs from base 1 to 447 and encodes 148 amino acids. Lineage: Eukaryota; Metazoa; Mollusca; Polyplacophora; Chitonida; Chitonidae.